Colletotrichum higginsianum IMI 349063 is the source of this 1302-nucleotide messenger RNA. Its product is annotated as NADH:flavin oxidoreductase/NADH oxidase. The record is from RefSeq and is a predicted model, not a curated record. The coding region runs from base 1 to 1302 and encodes 433 amino acids. NCBI's taxonomy places the organism in Eukaryota, Fungi, Ascomycota, Sordariomycetes, Glomerellales, Glomerellaceae. Gene Ontology annotation, molecular function: NADPH dehydrogenase activity; FMN binding; NADP binding. Gene Ontology annotation, cellular component: intracellular anatomical structure. The transcript is spliced from 6 exons.
AUGUCGACCACCCACCACAACAUCCAGGAGAAGCCCGACGUGCCAAAAGGCAUCGUUAACGAGCCGGCGCCGGGCAUCCCCUACUUCACCCCCAAGCAAGACCCCCCUGCCGGUACCGCGCUGCUGCCCGAGGGGCAAAAGGACGUUCCCAAGCUCUUCCGUCCCCUGAAGCUGAGAAACUUGGUCCUCCAAAACCGCAUCGCACUGAGUCCCCUGUGCCAAUACUCUGCCCAGGAUGGCCACUACACCAUGUGGCAUGACACCCACAUGGGAGGCAUCAUCCAGCGCGGCCCAGGCCUCGCCUGCGUCGAGGCCGCCGCCGUCCAGCCCCGUGGCCGCAUCACCCCGCAGGACGUUGGCAUCUGGAAGGACAGCCAGAUCGAGCCGCUGCGCCGCGUCGUCGAGUUCGCUCACUCCCAGAGCCAGAAGAUCAUGAUCCAGCUCGCCCACGCCGGCCGGAAGGCCAGCACCGUCGCGCCCUGGCUCAGCUCCGGGGACGUCGCCGGCGAGGACCUCGGCGGGUGGCCCGAGGACGUGCAGGCGCCCAGCGCCAUCGCGUGGAACGAGCACCACGCGCAGCCCAAGGAGAUGUCGACGCAGGACAUUGAGGAGUUCAAGAAGGCCACUGGGGAUGCCGUUCGCAGGGCCGUCGAGGCUGGCUUUGACGCGAUUGAGAUCCACAACGCUCACGGCUACCUCUUGCACUCGUUCCUGUCGCCCGUCAGCAACACGAGGACCGACAAGUACGGCGGAAGCUGGGAGAACCGCGUACGCCUGACCCUGGAGAUCGUCGAGCUUGCCCGCUCCAUCAUCCCCGACACCAUGCCCCUCUUCCUCCGCAUCAGCGCCACCGACUGGCUCGAGGAGCAGAAGGACAUCCCCGCCUCCUGGACCGGCGACGACACCGUCCGCCUCGCCCCGCUCCUCGCCGCCCGCGGCGUCGACCUCCUCGACAUCAGCACGGGCGGCAACCACCCCCGCCAGCACCCGCACGUCGGCCCGGCGUACCAGGCGCCCUUCGCCAUCAAGGUGAAGGAGGCCGUCGGCUCCGACAUGGCCGUCAGCUCCGUGGGCUCCAUCGAGAACGCCGAGCUCGCGAACCGGCUGCUGGAGAAGGACGGCCUCGACCUCGUCUUCGUCGGCCGCGGGUUCCAGAAGAACCCCGGCCUCGUGUUCGCCUGGGCGGACGAGCUGGGCGUGCAGGUCAACAUGCCGAACCAGAUCCGCUGGGGGUUCGGCGGCCGCGGCAAGAAGAGCGGCAGGCCUGCUACCGAGAUCCCCGAGCUGAUCGGCAAGCUUUGA